This is a messenger RNA of Patella vulgata (common limpet), 5109 nucleotides long. RefSeq names its product putative ankyrin repeat protein RF_0381. The record is from RefSeq and is a predicted model, not a curated record. Gene Ontology annotation, molecular function: protein binding. The transcript has a single exon. The annotation marks the transcript as partial. NCBI's taxonomy places the organism in Eukaryota, Metazoa, Mollusca, Gastropoda, Patellidae.
UGUCAUUAUAAGGUAGAUACAUGCAUAGAACUAAUAUCAUUACUAACCAAACAUGGAGCUGAUAUUAAUGGAAAGACUGUGGAUGGUGAUACUCCUUUAACAUGUGCUAUACGAUACAGCCGUGAUAAUAUAGCUUCAUGUUUAAAACUAGUAUCAUUACUAAUCGAACAUGGCGCUGAUAUAAGACAAAAGAGUAAAUCAGGUAUUACACCAUUAAUGACAGCGGUGCAAUACGCUACUCGCACAGACAUCGUUAAACUUGUAUUGGGAGAUGAAGAUAACGUUAAUAGUACUGAUGAUGAUGGUUUAUCAGCAUGUAGAUAUUGUUUUAAACGGGACUACUCAUAUCCUACAAAAAAGGAUUAUAGGACUACUCUUACCAUCUUCCAACUUUUAGUUGAGUCUGGUGCUAAUAUAGUUAGUAAUGGAGUUAAAUUACUUCAUGAUAUUCUUACACUCGGUAAUUUACAAAUCUUUGAGUAUUAUAUUGGAUUAAAGUCACCAGUUGGAGAUGCAACUGAUCAAACAAAUAAAAAUAUUUUUCAUCUCCUUGCCCAAGUGAAAUAUAAAUUUACAUUUGAUAAAUUUAACUGGCUGUUCGGUUACGGUGUUGACAUAAAUCACACAGACUAUAAAAGCAACACUCCGGUUAUUAUUGCCGGGUAUUUGAUUAACAACAUAUAUUUAGAGUUGUUAACCAAACAAGGUCGUGUAUGUGAUGUUAAUAUACAGAACAAAUUAGGACACACUGCUUUACACGCUGCUGUUAUUGCUUGUUCGUAUUUGAACAGACAGUAUAAACAAGCGGAAAUAGCUGAGUUGAAGAGGAAUGUCAGCAACGAAAAGCUAAAAGAAAAGUCGCAAACUGAUCGUAUGAAUGCAUUCAAAACCCUUCCAGGUUUGCAGCAAAACAUACCGUUAACUGAUUCAUUACAGAACAAUUUGCAUGUGAAUUACAAGGCAUUUAAUGAAUGUGUAGAUAUCCUUGUUAACGCUGGAGGAGAUGUCAAUAUUCAAGACUCCGAUGGUAAAACAGCAUUAAUGUUAGCUGCCGAAAUCAAUGAUACACAUAUUAUCAAUAAACUUCUAGAUGUAGGAGCGGAUCGUCAUAUUGUCGAUUAUAAACAUGGAUCAUCAGCCUUACAAUUUCUUGAUCUUGGUUUUGGUCAAAAGUGUUUGACACUUCUGUUAGAUAAAGAUUGUAGGUAUCUCCUAAAUUUACCAAACAGACAGAGAAACCGAUUGAUUCAACGAAUGUUACUCUUCCCAUGGCCCCAAUCAAACCACAAUACCAGCUUCAUUCGGUAUUUGAUUGCUGAAAACUGUUGCCUUCAACAUUUACAGUCUUCAUCUACCCAAACCAAUCACUACAAUGAGCAUGUUACUUUAGAAAACUUUAACAGCGAAAAGAGACAUAAACUUCGACAACUUCUUUAUCGAAGCGGAGCACCAAAAGAAGAAAUUGUUUCCGUUGUUAACUUUAAAAUGGAAGAUAAGGCUAGGACAACAGACGAGGCGUUACAUUCACCAAAUAGAGAAAGGUUUGAUUUGUUCUGUUUCAGCUUAACUCUAAAGGAAAAAUGUGUAAGGAUUAUUAGACAACACAUUGGACUUGAUAUCAAGAGAAAGGUUGAACAGUUAGAUAUAUCCUUAGAACUAAAAGAUGACGUCUUUCUCAUCCAUUACAUUCCUAAACGAUAUUUCCACGAUAAUAUUGAUGAUGUCUUCAAGGAUGAUGAUAUUUUGGAUUCUAGAGAUGAAGAUGGUUUUAUUUAUGAUGAUCGACACAUGGAUAUUAAUAGUUUCAUCCCGCAAACACCUGAAUGUAAUGAUGAUAACGAUGGACAGGAAGAUGGUUUGACACGGAAGGGGUUUAGUCGUCGGAAUGUAGGUAAUGGCGUUUAUAACUAUAAAUACUAUGAAAUGAAAAGGACAUUAGAACAAUUUGUUAAAAAAGACGAAGAAGAAUUGAGUACACCAUCAUAAUCAUCAGAAGAAUACAACGAUGAUGAUGAUGAAAACGACGACGGUGAUGAUUACGACGACGACGAGGCGAAAAGUGUUUAGUAGGAAAUCGAUAUACUAAAAAACGUUACUGUUCCAGAAACGAAAAUAAAUUAGAAGAACUAAUUCAGUAAUCGGUAAUAAUUGGACUUAGUACAGACCCUGUUUAUUUUUGUCAUAUUAUAGAGCACUAUUACUUCAUUUCAAAACUGACUAAAUAUUAUCAAUGUCUCUAUUAUAGUUGAACGAUUGCCACUGACAAUAACAGACUUUAUUAGAACAAAUCGGUUAUCAAUUCAUUAUAUAAUCCGGGUUCUUUGUAUUAUUGCAAGCGGGAGCUGCAGUGACUCAGUGAAUAAGAAGGUGGCUCGCUAACCUGGUGGUUUCGAGUUCGCUCUAGAUUUUGCCCAAUGCUGACAAGUAGAACUUUCAACCUCAUUUUAUUUCAUUUUAUUACAUGCUUAUAACCGGAUUCUAACAAAAGUUCAUACUAGCUUGUACCCAUAUGCUAAACUCAUUGUUUUGGAAUUUCGAAUUGAAGCUUUUCCACUCACAUUUACCAUCUUUGUGUUGCUAUUAAUCAGUAGUGUUUAUAGUCUACAAAGUAUCGUAGGUAUAAUUCAUUUAUCAGCACCAUUUUGUCAUUAAAUCAAGUUAAACCACUUGAUAAUGCUUUCUUUUAUUAGCACCAUGUUGUCAUUAAUGGUUUAUCAGCAGCAUCAUAUUGCCAUUAAUAAUUUGCAUUGUCAUUAAUGGUUUAUCAACACCAUGGUGCCGUCAUUAUUAAUUUGAAUUGUAAUUAAUAGUUUAUCACCUUCAUAUUGUCAUUAUUAAUUUGUAUUGACAUUUAUAAUUUUGAUUUGUUCCUAAUUGCUUAUAAUCGCCAUAUUGUCUCGAAUCUGUUAUCGUAAUUAAUGGUUUAUCGGCUUCAUGCUGUACUUACUAUUGUUUUUAUUGCCUUAUAAUAAGGCUCAGGUUUUACAUUGACAGUAAUAAUUACUAUUCCUGGUAUAGAUGUGAACCACGUGCUUAUAUAUGAUUAUAAACCACAACUUAAUUGCUUAAGUAUUCUAAAUUACAUUUAUUAAGUAUUCUAAGUUACCUGUAAUUAUAAAAAAUGUAUUUAAUUGCUACUAAUUAGCUUAUAAUGCGUGUUAAUGCUGAGAAUUCCGGAAUAUAUUCGAACAAAACGGUCAUUAAAUACAGCAUUAUAUAAACGGGGGGGGGGGGGGGUAAUGCAACUGCGAGCUGCGGUGGCUCAGUGAGGAAGACGCUUACUCGCUAACCUGGUAGUUUCGGCUUCGCUUCAGGUGUUGGUUGAUUCUGAAAAGUAGGACGCUUAGAAUUGGAUUAUGACAAUACUUAAUACGGAACUGCCAAAUUGACUAUUAUGAAAUUGCUAUUGGGGCUUUUCCACUUACAUUUAGCCAUCAUUGUGUUGCCGUUUAUAGUUUGUAGUCUACAUAGUUAGUAUUAUAUGUAUUAUUCAUUUAUCAUAGAUAAUUAAAUAAAACCACGCGACCAUGCUUUCGUUUAUUUGCAUCAUGUUGUUUAUCAGCACCAUGGUGUGAUUAUUAAUUAGUAAUUAAUGGUUUAUCAUCUCCAAGUUGUCAUUAUUAAUUUAUAGUGAACGGUCUAUUAGCUCCAUUUCGUCAUUAUUUACAUUGUCAAUAAUUGUUUAUCAGCACCAUGGUGUGAUUGUGAGUUAGUAUUGCCAUUAAUGGUUUAUUAUCUCCAAGUUGUCAUUAUUAAUUUGCAUCAAUAAUGGUUUAUCAGCACCAUAUUGCCAUUAUUUAUUUGUAUUGUAAUUCAUGGUUUAUCAGCUCCACGCUGUCACUGUUGUUUUUCCAGCUUCAUGCUGUCAAUCUCAUUUUACUGAAAUUAAUAAUUUAUCAACACCAUGGUACUAAUACUUUUAAUUGCAUUGUUAUUAAUGAUUUAUCAACACCAUGGUACCGCCAUUAUUAAUUUGUAUUGUAAUUAAUAGUUUAUCACCUUCAUAUUGUGAUUACUAAUUAGUAUUGUUAUUAAUGGUUUAUAAUCUUCAUGUUGUCAUUAAUAUUUUGUUGUUAUUAAUGGUCUGUCAAAAUAUUUUACUGUAAUUAAUGGUAUAUCAGCUCCAUGAUGUACUUAUUUUUAUCGCCUAAUAAUACGACCUGGUUUUUACAUUGACAAUUCACAUCACAGAGCCUGGCAUGGAUGCGGACCACGUGUUUAUGUAUUCUAAAUGGGGGACUACGAGGUGUUGGCCUCGGACCCCCAAAUAAAAAGUACGAAAUAAAACGUUAUUAUUAUAUUGUACAUUUUCACCCGAAAAGGCUUUAUUAAAAUUUGCAUAUUUAGGUAUUAUAACUACUGUUCUAGUGAUAAUCAACUUAACAAUAUAGUAAUUAGAAUUGUUUUAGUCGUUGGGGAUUAAACACUCUACGUAUUGGUAGUGAGGCAACUGGUAGGUUUAUUUAUAAGAUUUAUAAGUUAGCAACUGUUUCUAUAGAUUUGGGAACUUAUAACAACUCAAAGAUAUUUUAACCCAAGAAACAGUCAGUUCUUUAGUUACGUUUACUAACUAUAAACUUAUUAGAAACCUGACCAGUUAUUUAGUUACGUUUACUAACUAUAAACUAUAAACCUGACCUGUUGUGUAAAUAUAUUAGGUUUAAUAUCAAGUGAUUUUGUGUAUAUCUAAGUUUCUAAGAAUAAUUACUAAUAAUUGAUAAUCACGAGGACAGAAUUUUUAUAAUACUUAAAUAUGCAAAUUCCAAUAAAGCCUUAAUAUACAAUAUAAUAAUAUACAUUCAUUCGAUACAGCUCUGGGGGUUUUAUUUUUAAAUAUAACUGUCCUUUGUUUGGAUAGAGUGGUUCAAAUGUGGUCGGCUCUUUUAUAUUUCUUUUUGCAAAUGCUUAACUUUAACUAAAAUAUGUAAAUGUAUUAUCCACGAGGAUAAAUGUCCAGUAUUAGUACUUGACCAAAAUGUAUUCGUUUUAAACUAUUGGCCAAAAAGUAUCACUUCAAUGUCUUAGAUACAUAUUAUUAUCUAAAAGAUUGUUUUUGGAUUGUUUGCCUAAAAGUUACUAUUUUGUAUAAAAAUAGAUUAUGAACAUUAA